This is a messenger RNA of Arachis ipaensis, 681 nucleotides long. RefSeq lists its product as uncharacterized. The record is from RefSeq and is a predicted model, not a curated record. NCBI's taxonomy places the organism in Eukaryota, Viridiplantae, Streptophyta, Magnoliopsida, Fabales, Fabaceae. Gene Ontology annotation, molecular function: RNA-DNA hybrid ribonuclease activity; nucleic acid binding.
AUGUGGGCAUUAUGGAAAGCGAAAAAUACAGAAGUUCACAACAAUUCACAACCAGACCCACUCAGAACAAUAAUCAAUGCAAAAUUAUUGGAAACAGAGUUUAGGAAAUCCUUAGAUAUACUAAUUCAAUCCAGCAGUGAAAUGCAAAGGAGAAGUAGGUUCCCUGUAAAGUGGAGACCGCCUCCAACCAAUUGGAUACAACUAAACGUUGACACAGCCUUUUCUAGUGAAUCUAACAGGGGAGCAAUUGCUGUGACAAUUCUUGACAACCUGGGACGAUUGAUAAGAGGAUCUGCAAUAAAAAUCCAGGAAGGAUUAGUAACAAUUGCAAAAGCAUUAGCUAUAAGAAAAACAGUGAUUCUAACAGAUAAUUUGAGCAUGGAAAGGGCUAUAAUUGAAAGCGAUAGUUUAAUACUAAUCCAAAUUAUCAAAUCAUGGGAAGAUUGGUGGGAGAUCCGUCCAAUUCUACAAGACAUCAGAGGCAUAAUGGCAAAGCACCAACGCUUUGGCUUCACCUGGACCCCGAGAAAGGAAAACUCCCGGGCUCAUUUAAUUGCAAAGCUUAAAGCAGAGGAGGCUCUUCCAGGUAACUGGUGCUCAAGGCCAAUUGAACAGCUUACUACCAUUAUCAAUGCAGAUAGCAUCCAAACGGCGGAUCACAAUACGACAUCUGAUCUCUAG